Messenger RNA from Cololabis saira (Pacific saury), 6059 nucleotides. RefSeq names its product karyopherin alpha 6 (importin alpha 7) (gene kpna6). The coding region runs from base 110 to 1726 and encodes 538 amino acids. Lineage: Eukaryota; Metazoa; Chordata; Actinopteri; Beloniformes; Belonidae. Gene Ontology annotation, molecular function: nuclear import signal receptor activity; protein binding. The record is from RefSeq and is a predicted model, not a curated record. Gene Ontology annotation, cellular component: nucleoplasm; nucleus; cytoplasm. Gene Ontology annotation, biological process: NLS-bearing protein import into nucleus. The transcript has 14 exons.
GGCAGACAUAUUGCUGACCGGAGCAACUUCUGGAAAGCUAGCAGUGGGGACGGAUUUGAAACUGUUUCACAUCUUUACAAUCCGAAACACUCAAAACACAUAGAACACAAUGGAGCCGUCAGCCAGUCCGGCCAAGGAUAACUACAGGAUGAACCGCUACAAGAACAAAGCACUGAAUCCAGAGGAGAUGAGGCGCAGAAGAGAAGAAGAGGGCAUCCAACUCAGGAAACAAAAACGAGAACAGCAGCUUUUUAAGAGGAGAAAUGUGGACAUUCUCAAUGAAGAGGAAGCCAUGCUUGAGAGUCCACUAGUGGAUUCUUACCUCAGCUCUCCAGUAACGGAAGGAGUUAUUACCAGAGACAUGGUUGAGAUGCUUUUCUCAGAAGACCCAGAACUUCAGCUAGCCACAACACAAAAGUUCAGGAAACUGCUUUCCAAAGAGCCCAACCCACCAAUUGAUGAAGUUAUAAAUACAGCCGGAGUAGUGGAGAGGUUUGUAGAGUUCCUGAAGAAGGGUGUCAACUGCACACUACAGUUUGAAGCAGCUUGGGCGCUGACCAAUAUAGCGUCAGGAACGUCCCUCCAGACAAAGACGGUUAUUGAGGCCGGAGCUGUACCCAUCUUUAUAGAACUACUAAACUCCGACUUUGAGGAUGUCCAAGAACAAGCUGUGUGGGCCUUGGGUAAUAUUGCAGGGGACAGUGCUGUAUGCAGGGACUAUGUGCUGAACUGUAACAUCCUCCCACCCUUAUUAACGCUUUUGACCAAAUCCACUAGAUUGACCAUGACUAGGAAUGCAGUGUGGGCUCUGUCUAACCUCUGUCGAGGAAAAAACCCUCCGCCUGCUUUUGAAAAGGUGUCUCCGUGUCUGCCAGUACUGUCCAGGCUGCUGUUUAGCAGUGACCCAGACUUACUUGCAGAUGCCUGCUGGGCUCUCUCCUACCUCUCAGACGGGCCAAAUGACAAAAUCCAGGCUGUCAUUGACUCUGGUGUUUGCAGGCGCCUUGUGGAACUGCUCAUGCACACUGAUUAUAAAGUAGCCUCCCCUGCCUUGAGAGCCGUUGGGAACAUUGUUACAGGAGAUGACAUUCAGACACAGGUGGUGUUGAACUGCUCAGCCCUGCCCUGCCUGCUGCACCUGCUCAGCAGUGCUAAAGAGUCCAUUCGCAAAGAAGCAUGCUGGACCAUCUCAAACAUCACAGCCGGAAACCGAGCACAAAUACAGACGGUAAUUGAUGCCAACAUCUUUCCAGUACUGAUCGAUAUUCUACAGAAAGCUGAGUUCAGAACCAGGAAAGAGGCGGCCUGGGCCAUCACCAACGCUACCUCCGGAGGAACUCCCGAGCAGAUCAGGUAUCUGGUGAAUCUGGGCUGUAUUAAACCCCUGUGCGAUCUGCUGACUGUAAUGGACUCCAAGAUUGUUCAAGUUGCUCUAAAUGGGCUGGAAAACAUCCUGAGGUUGGGCGAACAAGAAGCUAAGCAGGAGAACAACGGCACUGGCGUCAAUCCAUACUGCAGUCUCAUCGAAGAAGCAUACGGUCUGGAUAAGAUCGAGUUCCUCCAGAGCCACGACAACCAAGAGAUCUACCAGAAGGCCUUCGACCUGAUCGAGCACUACUUCGGGGUGGAGGACGAGGACAGCAGUCUGGCCCCUCAGGUGGACCAGGCCAACCAGCAGUUCCUCUUCCCCCAGCAGGAGGCUCCCAUGGAGGGCUUCCAGCUCUAAGUCAGUGGCCCUUCCCUCAGAAAGAAAAACACCACUCACCCCCUCUUCACCUCCCUAUUUUUUGAUGGGCUCCUAGAGGCCUAAGUCCUGCCCCCAUCUCCUUCACUGACCACCGCAAGCAAACGCGUGCAUACAUGCCCUUUGGAAGAAAACUGUCUCCCUCUUUAACUUAAACCCCCCCCUCCCUCCAUCAUUCUUCCCAGCCAGCGGAUUGAACCUCUCGCAGAGAAGGCUUCACAUUUGUUUUCCCUCCCUGGUCAGUGGGAGCAUGUUACACCAAUUGCAUUACUCUUCUGCAGGGGAACUGAUCAACUCAUAACCCAAAAUGUGAGUCAACCCUGACUUAAAAUGCGCACAAAGACAUGUUGCUGCCAUUUGAUAGCUCUUAGAUCCACUCAUUGGCAGUAGUGGGGGGUUUUGAAUUAUUGUAAUUUCACACAUUCGUUUCCAACGGGACAUUCCUGUUCUCUGGAUCACACAUGCUUCCCCUUGCAGAGCGCACAGACUGGAGCACAUGAGGUGACUUGUACCCAGCUCUUGAUGUCCCUCUGACUUUGUGCAAUUCAACAAAAACAACUAACUUUACCCCCUUCUUAGUUGAAUAAUCCUUUUUUUUUUAACCCCAUCUAUUAUUUAUCGGCUUAAAUUUUUUAUUUUUUUUUCCUCAAAUGGGAAGUUCUUGCAAUGAGGCACCCCAAUAGUUAGGAUUAGGGCUGACAUGAAUUUGUUGCCUAAGGAAAGUAUUUUUUUCUUUUCUUUUUUUUCUUCUUUUUGAGACAAAUCUAUCGGGAGCGGGGGGGACUGAUGGGAAGAAGUGUGUAAGACGGUAAUAAUACGUUACGAGGGAGAUAUUGGUGAAGGUAUUGGGUUUUCUUGGAUUUAUUAAAUCUUUAAUAUAUACAUAUAUAUAGAGAGAAAAAAAUGGAAAAAAAAAAACAGGUUUUGAGGGUGGAAUAGUUAGAGAUCCAAUGUUCGUCGUGUGCUGUGUUCUUAAUAACAAUACAUCUGAAAAAUGAAGUGAUCUAACUAUUAAAGCAUAGUUUGGGGUUUAGGGGGAGAGGAGCCAGCAGCAGCAGCAACAAACCAAACUUAUUUUUAUAUUUAACUGUAUUCAGUGGAUCACAGAUACUGGAAGUGAGGUGCAUUACCUUUUGAAGUAAUUGAAAUUUCAGAAAAGGCAAACAUUUAUCAUUUGUGAUUCACUGAAGCACAGUGUUAAAGGUUUGUGCUCGGGCGGCUCGGCCCCGUGUUCCCACUUCUCCCAAGUUGUACGCGUUAGGGUUUUUGCAUGGUGUUCUGUUACCCUGCCUAUAGUCACCACAUAUCCCUGGCCAAACACGAGCAGUUGGAAUGAAAAAGAUGGAAAACGCUGUGAAGAAACACUGUGAGAUUUUUCUUGAGCACAGCAUCAGUGUUUAAAAUAGGAAUCGGGCUGUAAAACAGUGACCUUCGAACAGUGACAGUCUAGUUAGCGUGGUGGUGUGUUUUUUUGUUUUGUUUUUUUUGCCGCCACCCCACUCCUUUAAUUUCUUUUUAUUUAUUAUUAUUUUUAGUAGCAGAGUUGACGAAUAACCUAUGGCAUUCUAUAUCUUUGGGAAAUGAAAAUAACAGCUGAAUUGUUUAGCCGGGGUCUGUUGUGACGUGUUGAUGUAAAUAGCCAGAUCUCUGCCUGACAUUAGAGUCUGCUGCUUGUGCAUCCCUGCGGGUCGGACGGCAGCCGGCGUUUGGCCGGGGAUAUCUGAGCUGAGUGACGAGCCUAACUACAGCAACAAUUCAAGUAUCAACGUGUAUUUGAAUUUUGAUGUAUUUGCAUUAUGUAUAUUUGCACACACUUCAUGCACACUUGCAGACAACACCAGCAGACACCGUACACACACCUUGCACAGAUCAGUGGCUAGUAACAAGCAAAUCAGUUUCCAUAAUCACAGAGUUGUAUUAAGAGGUUCUGAAAUAUUUUCUUCUCCUAAAAUAAAAAAAUGCUGCCCUUGGUGGUAUUGUUUAUUAAGAGAUUCUGUUUAAAUUGGGACAAUGAAAUGAGGAGUACCUUGAUGUCAAAAGCAACUUAUGGAAGCUUUAUUUUUGUUGUUUCUAGCCACAGGACUUAUGAUGGAUUAAACUAGCACAGUAAACCCCGACCAUGGAGUGACUCUGCAUCUGAGAGCGUCUCUGGUUGAGGCUUUGUCCAUGAAGCAGAACUGUGGUUGUGUGAUGUUUGACUAACAGGCACUGGGUGAAGGAGAGGUUGAUUGACUCUAUCUAGACUAUGUCCCGAUCAGCCUGGGGGCUCCUGUUCUGUGGAUCCCUGAAGCAGCUCUGCCAUACGAUUUCACAUACGUGAACUUAGAGAAAUGGGGGGAAAAAAGAGAUUUAGAGGAACCUAUACUGGACGUUUCUGUUCAAGUAUCCAUAAUUUCACAAGCCUUUAACUUCUAAUGUCGGUGAGUAUGCUGCAAGAGACCGCUAGUAUCCACAGAACAUGUGCUCCCAGCAGACAUGAGCUCAAAAUCGUACGUAAUUGAGCAACAACAAAGUACCUCUACAUGACAGAUGUGUAGAGCAGCAUUUAAAACUGAAGUCUCUUGAUUUCAUGGCCAAUUCUGUGCUUGGGCUAAAAAUGAUGCCAGAAUUGCAAUAUUAAAAAUAAUUGCAUCAACCAGGAAUUUUUUUUUUUUUUUUUUUUUCCUUACAAAUGAAAAUGCACUCCUGCUCACUAAAGUGCCAAUCCGACCAACAGAGACUGGAGGUUCUUGUGUGUUUGUCUUUGACUUAUAGAUUCUUUAUAUCUUUAUUUACUUGAAUGUGCACAUUUUUUGUGUGCAAAACAUUGCUGCUCUAUUUUCCUUAUCUUUAAAGUUACAUUAUUUGCCAGUGUUUCUUCGGAAACGUGGCUUUCUUUACUGGGGCACCUAAUUGACGAUGUCUAAUUGUCUUGGGGGAGAAAAGACUUGAUUCACUUCACAAAACUGGUGUUUCCAACUACUUUCAUUGAUGCGAUGGUCCUCGCUAUGAGUCGUCUUAUAGUUUUCCGUGUGCAUAGCUGAGCUGCAGAUGUUUUGAAUCAGACGUGGUAAAAAAAAAAACUUGCAAAAAAAAAAACAACUUGCAGCAACUCCCUCCUUGUACCAUUUAUCUAUUUAAAAAAAAAUGUCUGUGCUGAUGUGUCCAUUGCAGCACCUAAAUGGGUCACAUGAUGCACUUGACUAUUUUUUUAUUUUUGAGAAAGUAUCUAUCAUAGCGAAAGUUGCAGGUCCAACCCUAGUUUCAGUGAGGUUACCAAAGCUUUGGCAUCCCGAAAACUGCUUGACAUUUAAUAGUAGUGGGUUGAUUGAAAAGUCGCUUCAGGCCAUUUUGACUUUCUUCUUUUCAAUUGAAACUUCAGGUUACCGAUACCUAUCCUUUUUUUUUUUUCAGAGAAAUGGUUCCUGCAGUAAACAACACCCAAAUUCAAUCCCUUUAGGAUUAAAUAUCCACCUUCUUCAGCUGCUCUCACAAGUGGCACUCAUUCCACAGAGUGGAGCAAUCGGAGGCAACUGCUUGACAUUUUACAUUUCAGUUCAAAUCUGGGAUUCAGAAGUAGUGCAGUGAUUUACAUUAAAGUAUUAUAAUUUAAAAUAUAUGUAUGUUCUGAUACAUUGACAGGGAUUAAGAUGCAAUUCUAAUCACUUCUGAGAAGUGGAGAAAAAGCCUCAUUUGAAUUUGUCGCAGAAAAAAAAAUAGAAAAAUAAAAUGGUGAGGACACAAGCCUUUUUUUUUUUUUUUUUGCUUUUCUUAAUCUUUUUCAUGAUCAGGAUAUUCUGGGCUAUGUUUUUGGGUCGUUGUGUUAAGAGUACAAGUUUGUCCUAGUCAAGAACCUUGUUAUCAACGGGGAAGUGAACAGACAUCUCCAAAUAUCUCAAAUCUGACUUGUCUUCCGUCCUAGACACGGUUAGUGUCUCUAUCUAAAUCUAAAGCCAGGCUCGGCUUAGUCAAGUAAUGUCUAUGCUACAAAUGUUUACAGUGCUACAUGUUUGUAAAAUACUUUUCGUAUGCCAUCACUGACCAGUCCUAAUGUGUCUUUUGCUCUGGUCUUCUAAUUUCUUUAACUUGUAUUUAUUUUCUUUUUAUGAUUUUUCAUUUGCUCCUAGUUACCCACCUUAUACUGUGACUCGACUUGACUUUACCGACGGUAUGAAUGAGUGACGAGAAACUAAUACACUUAACUGAACAUGACACACAAACAUGAACAUGGAAAAAAAAAAUGCAUACUGCAACAAUAAAAUGUAAAGAAAUUAUAUCAAAAUUGAAGUUGUUCAGAGGAAAUACUGUACAAAGCAAAUAAAGUUAUGUUGCAACA